AUGAGGAACACGGCCAGCACCUCUUUAUCAAAGGGGAAAAUCCGCCAGUCGUGGAGCAAGUAUAACUUGUACAACUUGCAACGCUUCCGCAAGCCAACAACGGCGAGUCGAACAUUCUUCCAGCAGAAAUGGACAGCUAAAGCUGCCGCACGUGCCUAUCAUGGCGAGCAGGUCCGAGAGGGUCAGUGGAAGCGCAUGUUCUCCAAGCACAUUCGCAGUGUUAUUCCCAUGAACACGACCGACCUCGCAGCCGACGAUGGAUCCAAGGAGUCCGCCGGCCGUGGCUCUGGCUUGAGUGAGACUAGCAGUAAGAACCGCAGUCGCCCUAUUCCCUUCACACAGAUGGCAUUCGCUCCGCUCGAGCGCCGACUGGACGUUGCCAUUUUCCGAGCUCUAUUUGCGAGCAGCACACGGCAAGCGAGACAGUUUGUCAUCCACGGCGCAGUAACGGUCAAUGGCCAGAAGAUGAGACACCCCAGCUACCUCCUCAACCCUGGCGAUCUUUUCCAGGUCGACCCUGAGCGCGUGAUGUACGCCACUGGUGCUCCCAAAACAGCAUUCGAACGACGUGAGGCCCGUCAAAUGAAGCAGAAGAGCGCCGAACCCGAGGCUGAGACUGAGGCUGAGGCUGAGCAGACGGAGGCCAAGCCGGAGACCACGGAGAAGGAAAGCGCCAAGGAUACUCUACGAGCACUGAUGUCUCAAGCCAAAACCAUCAUGUCCACGGAUAAAGACGUUCUUCCAGCCAAGAGAAAGCAGGAACUGCGUGGUUUCCAAAAGGCCGUGCGCCGAGUGCUGUCCCGUUCAGACACAAGCUCUGUCUUGACGGACAACUUGGAGGCCCAGUUUUCACAGCUGACUCUGCUGCUUAACGCCAAGCGUGCUGAGAAGAAACCCGCCAAGGGUUCUGAAAGAGAGACGCAAGACAAGAAGACCUCUCCUACUUCCACAAAGUCGGGUGAAGCCGCCAGCAAUGCGCUUUCAGAUGCCUUCCAAGCUGCUGCUGAGGGUGGCGAGGUCGAUACCUCUGAGCUGACCGACGAGGAAUUCGAUGUCCUGCGUCACGCACUGACCCAGAUGCGCGACAACCCUAUUGAUCACUCCAAGCCUUAUGCCACCCCAUGGCGCCCGCGUGAUUACAUGGCACCCUUCGCGUUCAUUCCGCGGUACCUCGAAGUCAACCAGAAUAUCUGUGCUGCCGUCUACCUUCGACACCCCGUCGCUCGACCUGGCUCAGCCGAAGUGCCCACUCCCUUCGGCGAGUCGAUCAGCACUCCAGCCUAUGGUUGGUAUCUGAAGAAACGGUGGUAA
Messenger RNA from Penicillium diatomitis, 1311 nucleotides. Its product is annotated as mitochondrial 37S ribosomal protein uS4m. The transcript has 3 exons. The record is from RefSeq and is a predicted model, not a curated record. Gene Ontology annotation, molecular function: structural constituent of ribosome; rRNA binding. Gene Ontology annotation, cellular component: mitochondrial small ribosomal subunit. The coding region runs from base 1 to 1311 and encodes 436 amino acids. Gene Ontology annotation, biological process: positive regulation of translational fidelity. Lineage: Eukaryota; Fungi; Ascomycota; Eurotiomycetes; Eurotiales; Aspergillaceae.